AUGAAUCAGACGCAUAGAGAAGGAGAGCCACUGGCAAAACGGCGACGCAUCGCUUUGGCGUGCAGUGCAUGCCGAGCGCGGAAGUCCAGAUGCGAUGGACAGCGGCCGUCGUGCUCAACAUGCUUAUCACUGACCGUUGAGUGUGUGUAUGAGCCGUCUGACUGCUCAACAAAUGUUUUGGUCCGCAAAGAAUAUGUCGCAGACCUGGAACAGCGACUGAGAUGCGUCGAGAGCCGACUGCAACGGCAUGACGACUUGCUGACAGGGCAUCUCUCUGUAUGCGCAACAGAUAAAGUAAACAGAUGUGAUCCACCAAUGGGUGAUCACUCGAGCAUCAGUACUGUCCGACAGAUACAAGAUGAGGUUCACGUCGAUGGAGUCAAUGGGGAGGACCCCGGGUCGGACGACACAAAGACAGAUGGCCUUGCCCUUGGCUUUGUCGACGAACCGACCACUGAGUUUUACGGCGAAUCAUCCAGCAUUGCGUUCACGCGUUGUCUUUUAGAGGCUAUGUCUCUAGAUUUGACCGCCAAGCGGACCAAGACGAAGUCACCAUGCAAUGAAAAUGGGUUUGUUGAGUGCAACAUCGCGCCGGUGUCUCAACAGCAGUCAGUCAUGGAGUCUCCUAAAGAUCAGCCUUCCUCGCCCACGACCCUUGUUUCCGAAACAGAGAUGGACUCCUUGCUGGACAUUUAUUUCAAUGACUAUGGCUCUCUCUUUCCUUUUCUCCAUGAGCCGACCUUCAGAGACACAUACAAUGAGUACAAGGCAAGCGGUUUUGUCAAAGCCCGGAGAGGCUGGCUCGGUGUGCUCACCAUGACCUUUGCAAUGGCUACCCACAUUAAUCAAAAUGGAAAGGUCUCGGCAAAGCAUCGGUUCAGGCGGUCCCAUGUUCUUUUUCAACGGGCGGUAUCCCUCUGCAGCGAAUUGUCAGUGCGAACAGUCAGCCUUGACAUUGUACAAUAUCUUCUGCUGGCCGUGCUCUAUCUUCAAGGCACACAGAUGCCUGUUCAGAUGUGGACAAUGCAUGGGAUGCUCGUACGAACAGCGACGGCGUUAGGUCUGCACUCAGAGCAAGCAGCACAGGGGCUUCACCCCAUACAGCAAGAAAUCCGCCGACGUACCUGGCUCACGAUCUACUGUUUGGACAGAAUCCUGAGCGUCACGUGGGGACGCCCGCCGGCAAUUCCAGACGAGUAUAUCGUGGUGAAGUUGCCAUCGCCAUGGGUGACCAUGACCGAAACAACCACACAUCAUUCGAAUGCCGGCGACAUUCACACGGCGUUCUUCGACGCGACCGUGCGGCUGCUCCAGGUUGUGGGUCGGUCCCUAGCCACACAAUACGGCCAGAAUCUUGGGCCUGGGGACCAAAAGAUCGACGAGAGUACCGCUAUUCACGCGGCAAGCACGAUGCGACAGGACCUUCGGCGAUGGACUUCCAGUUUACCAUCAUGUCUGGACCUGUAUGAGACUGGAUCGGAUGUUCACCUGCAAAAUGAUAAUACAAUAUCAAACCGGUUGCGGAUAAUUCUUACGCUUCGAUAUCAUUUUGUCAACAUUUUAAUCCAUCGACCACUUCUAUGCACCAUCCUGCGUUACUUGACCUUGUUAGGUUCUCCCACAGGGAGACCAUUACCUUAUAGAAUUCAGCUUGCAGUGGCGGAAGCCCACGAGUGCAUAGUCUCUGCUGAGAAGACAAUCGAAGUAGUGCAUGCAGUUAUCAACGCGCCGUACCCUUCUCACACCAGGUUAGAUGUUUGGUUCUUUACUUUAUUUCAUGUAUUAAAUUCGGCUUUGGUGAUCCUGGGACGCUCCGUGUUGGAGCAACAUGCAGUCUAUAUUAACGACAAUGCCACUCAGAGCUCUGUUCAGGACUCUCUAAAUCAAGCGGUGGAAUCCCUAGAUAAGUUAGACAAGGACAAUCAUGUGGUGUACGAUUGUGCGAGGUUCAUCGCACGUCUUUCCCAACCACAGAGUGACCAAGUUGCUAAACAAGAUAGUCUCGGGAAUGGUUGUAUUGCGGAUACCGGAAGUGAGGAGCUCACGGAUGAACAGCUUUGGUCUACCGUUGGACUCUCAUCUCUACCAGACCCAGAUAUGGUUCCACUUCCCAGGGGCGAGUUAUUCGGUCAUUCCUUUGGCGGAUUGAGCCUGAGCCUUGACCAGCUAAGCUCCACCUACUAA
Messenger RNA from Aspergillus niger, 2184 nucleotides. RefSeq lists its product as uncharacterized. Lineage: Eukaryota; Fungi; Ascomycota; Eurotiomycetes; Eurotiales; Aspergillaceae. The transcript has 4 exons. The record is from RefSeq and is a predicted model, not a curated record. The coding region runs from base 1 to 2184 and encodes 727 amino acids. Gene Ontology annotation, molecular function: zinc ion binding; RNA polymerase II cis-regulatory region sequence-specific DNA binding; DNA-binding transcription factor activity, RNA polymerase II-specific. Gene Ontology annotation, biological process: positive regulation of transcription from RNA polymerase II promoter by galactose; DNA-templated transcription. Gene Ontology annotation, cellular component: nucleus.